AAUUCUGUAAACUUAACCACUUUUUCAAUCUGUACAGAACAAGAAAGAAACGUAAAAAAGAUUCGGAGUUACCUUCCCCCAUUAUCCUUUGCACUUCUUGGUAAUCUUAUUAAAUAUCAUGUUAAGGAUAAGCAGUUACUUAUUCACCAUCCUCCAGAAUGUGUUGGCCCACUGGUACAAGUUUACUAUGAUGUUUUCAAUCAGUUCCUGCAUGAUUAUCAUAAUGAAGAUCUAGAGAUGGGAAAAGAACAUUAUCAAUGGACUCUUAAGUUCAUUAAUGAAAUAGCAGAUAUAUAUCCUAGUGAACUUGAGCGUUCUAAAAAAUUUAGAGAAAAAUUUCGACAACUAUUUGGCGAAGAAUUAAAAAUAAUUCGUCUAGAUGAUGAAUCUUCAAAUGAUGGUGUAUUGGAAUGUAAUUUUCAUUUAUUUAGUGUAUUACGCCUACUUGCUGAGAUAAAAAAUGAAAUUGGCACGGCUGGACCUUGGGUAUAUGUUUUAGAAGUGGUGUAUGUUAAGAAACCUAUUGUAGAUCUCUUAACAGACUUUAUACCUCUCAUUUCUACAAAUAUUCGAAAUUACGCAGACAAAUCUACAAAAUUCACAAUGCUUGUAGAUCAGCCAGACAAGCUUCUUUGGAAAGCUAUAACAAAGAACAGGAGGGAAAUUGUUGUUAAAUUCAUGUGGCGUUAUAAUCAGAGAGCAUACGAAUUGUGUAGCGAAAUUGGAAAAGUGCCAAAAUUACUCUAUAUUAGCAAAGAGGUGGAUGGUUUUUAUAUGGUCAUAAUAGAUUAUGUUAAGGCCAAGCCACUUUACAACUGCAGUAAUUCGCUUAGUCAUAAUAAAUAUAAAAUGGUUUUCGAAGAUAUCGAAGAAGCUAUCAGCAAAUUGCAUAAGAAAAAUAUCAUUUUUGCUGACCUUCGUGAUCUCAACAUUUUGGUUAACAAAUCUCAAGAUCAAUAUCAAGGAAUGUUAAUAGAUUUCGAUUGGGCUGGAGCUGAGGAUAGGAAAAAACUGAGUCAGAAACAUGAUAUGCAUUGGUUGAAGUUAUUGAAAUCUAAAUACUUAGGUGAUAGU
This is a messenger RNA of Racocetra persica, 1074 nucleotides long. NCBI's taxonomy places the organism in Eukaryota, Fungi, Glomeromycota, Glomeromycetes, Diversisporales, Gigasporaceae. The record is from the annotation of a GenBank genome assembly.